Messenger RNA from Macadamia integrifolia, 919 nucleotides. RefSeq names its product casparian strip membrane protein 3-like. The coding region runs from base 188 to 748 and encodes 186 amino acids. NCBI's taxonomy places the organism in Eukaryota, Viridiplantae, Streptophyta, Magnoliopsida, Proteales, Proteaceae. The transcript has 4 exons. The record is from RefSeq and is a predicted model, not a curated record.
GUUCUGCUGCUAUUGGUUUACAAGAUUGCAAAACAGAUUCAACCGUUCACUCCAUCUUGCCAAGUUUUCGUUAUUGUUCAUCUCGUUAAGAACUUCUAUACAUCAGUCUCUUAAGAUCCAGCAAGAACUUAAGAAACUCACCUAGCUAGUAGCAGUUGAAGGGAAAUUAAUUUCCUCCAUCAGAAAAAUGAAGGCAGUGAAGAUAGUAGAACAUGGAGAAGCUUCCACUGGUUUAAUCAACCGAGGGAUGAACAAAGGAGUGUCUAUACUGGAUUUCAUUCUGAGGAUAGUUGCAAUCAUUGGUACACUAGCAAGUGCCAUUGCCAUGGGCACUACUAAUCAAACACUUCCUUUCUUCACUCAAUUCAUCCAAUUCAAGGCCCAAUACAGUGAUCUCCCCACCUUCACGUUUUUUGUGGUAGCAAAUGCAUUAGUAAGUGCAUAUCUCAUUCUUUCUCUGGUCAUAUCCAUCUACCACAUUGCCAGGAGUGGAUCUAGAGGCAGUCGUCUUGCCUUGGUCUUCUUCGACUCGGUAUCUCUAGCUCUGCUUACGGCUGGAGCUUCAGCAGCGGCAGCUAUAGUGUAUUUAGCACAUAAAGGCAAUGUGAGAGCGAAUUGGUUUGCGAUUUGCCAGCAAUUCAACUCCUUUUGUGAACGAAUCUCUGGAUCUCUGAUCGGCUCCUUCGUUGGAAUAGUUGUGUUUAUACUACUAAUCUCCAUGUCAGCCAUUGCUCUUUCAAGACGUUGAGUAGUACUUCACAAUCCACAAUGUGUUCCUGGCUUCAAUGUGUGUUAGUUAAGAGUGACACUGGAGUUUGUUUCUAUGUUAUUAAGUUUGUAUCCCUCCGCAAGGGUUGUUAAUAUGUCAAGUGCUUGUGGUUUUCCUUCCAUUAUCUAUGCUUGAAUCCCAUUGUUUGUU